AUGGACACUCCGUACAAUUCCAAGCAGCAGCAGACCGUCCCUCCACUUAUGCAGUUGACGAUGCAUGGUGUCCUCUAUUACUCAGACGCUCCCAACACUCAAGUCAAGCCGGACAUCACCGGCACGAUCGAUAAAGGAUUCUUCCUGGCGGACAACGAGUGGACGUGCUAUCGGCGGAAUUACUUCUCCUGUAUUUGCUCGUUUCACCUGCCUCCCCCGACACAUCCUCAGGCCAGUCUACACUUCACGCCGUCUGGGUCUACCCAGUCCUACCAAGUCGCUGGCUGGGCGAUGUGUAUUUCAGCCGUCGUCUCUGAGAACGAUGCCCAUACAAUCGAGCUUGUCCAACACACUCCGAAGCGAGACAAAGGGCCCAUCUCUCCACCGGAAAAGACCAGGCUGAAUGCCAAACCUCCCCAAACGGCGCACCACCCACUUGGACACUACGCACAGGCGGAAAUGGGGCUCGGGGCAUCGUCGAGGGCCUACGAACAAUCCUUGUAUGGACAGCCACUGCCGCAUGCCUCGCUCCAUGCUUCGCUUCCAACAGAGCAUACUUUCGAAAGAAUCCAGUUCAAGCAGGCUACAGCGAACAAUGGGAAGCGCAGAGCGGCACAACAGUACUACCACUUAGUGGUCGAACUCUUUGCAGAUAUUGGAGCCCAGGGCCCGGCAAAUGACCAAUGGGUCAAAGUCGCGCACAGGAAGUCGGCCAAGAUGAUAGUUCGUGGGCGGUCGCCGGGACAUUAUCAAUCUGAGCGAAGAGCGAGCACAAGCAGCGGCCCGGGCGGAUCAGCCGGCGGAAUGGGCGGCUACACUGGGCCUGGCUCAAACAUGUUAGGAGGCGGGUAUGGAGGACCGAGUGCCAACAUACUCGGAGGCGGCUACGGAGGCGGUUACGACACACGAACGGAACAUUAUCGCACCCACCACGAUGCGAUUCCUAUGGAACCCAUAUUGAGCUCUGAAGAGUCUAAAGGGGUCCAAGAGCCGGAGAAGUACCAGUACUAUCCCACAACCAUCAUCGAGCCUCAGCACGAUCCUCGACAGCCGGUAGAGAUGUUCCAUCAUAGCUCUACGACUCGGGCCACGGAAAACCCCUUGAGAGGCCUGGGAAGCGGGUUUGACCUGACGUCGAAGCUUUACCCGGGGCCUUUGUUUUCUGACAGAGUCGGAGCCUGUGGAAGGUAUGAGGGAAAGUCGACCUCGAACGGCUACUACCCACAGAUGAUGCCGCCACCGUCGUCGACAGUCGGUCUCCAUUGA
This is a messenger RNA of Diaporthe amygdali, 1266 nucleotides long. RefSeq names its product female sexual development-1. NCBI's taxonomy places the organism in Eukaryota, Fungi, Ascomycota, Sordariomycetes, Diaporthales, Diaporthaceae. Bases 1 to 1266 code for a protein of 421 amino acids. The record is from RefSeq and is a predicted model, not a curated record. Gene Ontology annotation, biological process: meiotic cell cycle; positive regulation of transcription by RNA polymerase II. Gene Ontology annotation, molecular function: DNA binding; DNA-binding transcription factor activity. Gene Ontology annotation, cellular component: nuclear chromosome. The transcript has a single exon.